This is a messenger RNA of Paramecium pentaurelia, 3207 nucleotides long. The record is from the annotation of a GenBank genome assembly. Lineage: Eukaryota; Ciliophora; Oligohymenophorea; Peniculida; Parameciidae.
AUGGAUAAAAAGAUUAUAGCAGAUGUAUUCCAGAGACAUUUAGAUUUAUUGACUAGUCGUCUUAAUGAUGUAUAUUUUGAUAAAUUAGAAGAUAGGACAUGCCAGCCUUAUGCAUUCUUUCAGGAAAAGAGGAUGGGUCAAUAAAACCAAAAACUAAGGCUUUAUUUGUGUGGUUAUUUGGAUACGAUAUGAUUGAGACUGUAUUCAUUGCAACAAGGAAACAAAUUUUCUAUUUGGCAAGUGAUAAGAAGUGUAAAUAUGUUGUUUUGACUUUUGAAUAGUGUAGAUGAUGGAGGAGACUAAGCAACGAUUGGGCGGGAGAUAUGAAGUACACUUCUAUAAGAAAGUUGCUGAUAAUCGUGAUAGUUUUGAAAAAAUUCGUUAGAAAUUGGGGAAUGUCAAGCUGGGAAUGCCUACAACAGAGUAACAAGCAGGUAGUUUAGCCACAGAAUGGUAUGAAUAUAAAGGAUGGUCUCAAAUUUUGGAUGCGAGUUAAUUCAUAAGCGAUAUACUUGCAGUAAAGGAUGAUUAAGAGUAAGCCUUCAUUAAUUAAUCAUCAUAAUUGACUACUCGAUUAUUCAAGAAACUAAUAAAAUAGAUAGAGGAUUCAAUAGAUGUUGGAACACGCAUAACUCAUUAAGAUUUAGCUAAGAAAGUAGAGUAAUCAUUGGAUAAUGAUAAACAAAAAGUGAUUAAAGACAUAGGAUUAUAAGAUGGUUUAUAUGAUUUAGCUUAUACUCCAAUAAUUUAGAGUGGUGGUAAUUAUUAGCAAGUUGAUGGUCCAAAUAAAGAAUAUCUUUCUUCAGAUGUAAUUAUAAUCUAACUUGGUACUCAAGUGAAUGAAUACAAUACAAAUUGUAUAAGAACAUUAUUCAUUAAUCCAACAGAAGUGUAAAAGAAAUUGUACAAUACAAUAAUAGAAGUUUAAACCAAAAUAAUUGGUUUAUUGACAGUAGGUACUUCAUUAAAUUAAGUGUAUAAGGAUGCAUUAUUAAUGUUAUAAUAAAAGAUAUAAGAAAUGAACAUUACAAAUGUUUAAUUUCCUAAUUCUUUUGGAUAUGGCAUAGGUCUUGAAUUAAAAGAACCUUUUCUUUCAAUUUCUGAAAAAUCAACUCAUCUUGUGGCUAAAAAUGAAGUUUAUUUUAUUUAAGUAACAUUGGAGAAUCUUCAAAAUGGAUAGAAAGGUAUAAACUAUAUGAUUUCUGUUGGUGAUGUUAUUGUUGUAACAAAUGGUGCAGCCAAUGUGACUACUAAUUAAAUUCCAAAGAUUUAUAAAUAAAUAUCAUAUCAAUUGUAAGAAGAGGAUGAAUAGCCUGCUCCUAAGUAAUAAACAACAAAAUAGCCAGAUGCUCCAAAGGAAGGGCGUACUAGAGGACCACGAAAUUAAUAGAUUUAAAUACAAAGAGAAAAUGAGAAAUAAAGAUAGAAACAUUAAGAGAAAUUAGCAAAGGAUAAAUAGAAUGAAUUAGAAUAAAGAUUAGAACAAGAUUAAUUUGUUUAGAAUUAAUAAGAAACUAAAGCUUUGGAAUUGGAUAAAUUAUAAUGUUAUUAAAAAACAGAAUAAUAUCCAAAAGAAUUGCAGAAAGGAUAGAUUUAUAUAGAUAAUUAAAAAUGUGCAGUGUUGGUACCAUUAUUAGGUACUCAUAUACCAUUUCAUGUAUCUUGCAUAAAAAAUGUAAGUAAGAUUGAUGAAGGAAAGAUGGGUUCAUCUAUAAGAAUCAAUUUCUUUACUUCUGAGACAACUGCAGGAUAGAUUCAAUUCCCAUAAAUAGAUGGAGAAACUAUCUUCAUAAAAGAAUUAUAGUAUAGAUCUAAGAAGAAUGAUCGUCCUUAGAAUUUAAUAUUAUAAAUAAAAUAAUUAUAGAAAAAGGUGAAGGCAGAAUAAUAAGUUGAAAGAGAGAAAUAACAUGUUGGUGAAUUAGAACCUUUAGUGGUAAGCAAAUCUGGAAGAAAACCAAUUUUUAAAGAUUUGAAAGUGAGACCUGCUUUUGGUUCUGGUAAAGCAGCAGGUAUUUUAGAAGUACAUUCAAAUGGAUUUAGAUAUAUUAAUUAAAAUAAAGAAUAAUUGGAUAUUGUAUAUAAGAAUAUUAAGCAUUACAUUUAUUAAAGUCCAGAAUAAGAUAUUAUUGCUGCAAUACAUUUCCAUCUUUAUUCUCCUAUAGUUUUAGGUAAAAGAAAGACACAUGAUGUGUAGUUCUAUUGUGAAGUUGGAGGAGCAGUAGAACAUUUAGAAGGAAGAAGGAAAAAUAAUAGAAAUGAUGAUGAUGAAAUAGAAGAAGAAGAGAGAUUACGUGUACAAAGAAAGAAGAUGGCAAGAGAAUUUGAAGUCUUUAUUAAAACAAUUGAGGAAAUGGGUGUAGAUUAUAAAAUAUAAUUUGAAAAACCAUUUAGAGAUCUUGGAUUUGAAGGUAAUUGGAAUAGAGCAAGAUUAUUUUUAUAACCAACUCAUAAUACUUUAAUGAAUGUUGUUGAAAGUCCAUUCUUUAUUUUGACAUUAUCUGAAGUUGAAAUAUGUUGUUUUGAACGUAUAAUUCCAGGCAUUAAAUCUUUUGAUUUAGUUUUUGUUUUUAAGAAUUAUGAUAAAUAAGUUUUGAGAAUUGAGAGUAUUGAUAUUAAAGAUUUAGAAGGUGUUAAAAAUUGGUUAGAUAGAGUAUAAUUUAAUUAUUAAUUAUAGAUGAAUUUAUUAUUUUUUGAAGUAGCAUAAAAUUUAGUUUGGAAAAAUGUACUUGCCUAAAUAUAAAAAGAUAUUCCAGGAUUCGUAUAAGAUGGAGGUUGGACAAAUAUAUUGGCUGAGAGUGAAGAAGAGGAAGGAGAAGAUGAUGAUCCAGAAGCUGAAGAUAGUGAAUUCUCACCUGAAUAAUCAGUACAUUAUAAAAUUAAUCUUAUAGGAAGAUGAUGGAGAUGAUGAUUCUGAUUUUACUGAAGAUGAUGAUAAUGAUGAUGAUGAUGGUGAUGAUGAUGAAGAAGAAGAUGAGGAUGAAGAUUUAUCUGAUGUUUUAGAUCUCAAUAAUAUAAGUGAUUAAGAUGAUGAUGAUGAUUUAGAUGAAUCAGAUUCUGGUAAUUUAUUAUUUCUUAUUCUAGACAAACCAAGAAAUAAACAUAAAUCUAAAUCUAAACCUUAAUCCAAGCCAUAAAAUAAACCAUAACAAAAACCAACUUCUGUCAAACCAACUCAAUAAUAAAAAAGACCUCCACCUAGAAAAUGAG